AUUGCCUGGGGGAGGAUGUGUGUCGUCGUCGAAAAAGAAAUGGGAAAGGAAGUAGUGCGACUGUUUCUCCGAGAGCUCAAACAGGCACGACAGCAUGAUUGCUACUGAGGUCUGAGAGCUCUAUGGGCCCACACUAUCAUUUCUAUGAUCUUGGAUCUGGGUCUGCAAAUCCAGCUGCAGUGUUCUAAAUUGGUGCUCUUUUGAUUUCAAGUUCUUCAGAGUUCAGAAAGACAGCCAUGGCAGUUGCAAAUGACCCUUAUGUUGGAGCAUGGAAGAUUGUGGAGGUGAUCUCGCUGUGUGGCUCCGGCUGCCAGUCAGCCCUGGAGGGAACAGAGAUGAAGCUGGAUGAGAGCGGAGAUGUCACAUGGAUCCUUCCAGAGGGCAGUGAGUCGGACUGCGCCCUGUUCCGGUGUGAGGUGUACGACCUCGUCACCGACCACUCGUACAACAACGACAGACGCUCGCUGAUGCUGGCAGCCGUCCAGGGACACGUCGUCGUCUUUAAGGUGGACCAUCCGACGCCUCAGGACCUGAUGGUUCUCACUUGCGAGGCCUGGUGCAUCCUGCAGUGUCAGCGCGUGCCCUGCCGCCAGCCGCCGCCCGAUCAUCCGUUCUCACUGGCGCCACUCAUCGGCUGCUCCGUGUACUCGGAUGUCGCCGUCACGGCGGCAGAUGGCAGCACGUUUGCUGCGCACAGCCAGAUUCUGCGCCUACUAGCGCCAUCUAUAGACUGGCGAGCCGAUCCGCUGCGCCAUCUGCCGGCGCCGGCCGUGCGGGCGGUUCUGCACUAUCUUUACACGGAGUCACUGCCGGAGGGUUUGGCGCCGACAGUGGCUGCCGAGCUACAGAGAGAGCUGCGUCAGCUUCCGGAGCUGGGGCCGCUGGCGGAGCUGUGCGGCCGGUACCUGACCAAUGUGACGCUGAGAGACGACCUGCGCCGUCUGGUGGCCGACAUGCUAUCCUGCUGCCGCGCGGUGAACGGAGCCCUCUCGGAGGCGGUGGGUCGCCCCCGCCAGGGAGCAGAGUCCGUGCUGGCCUGUCCCAGCCAGCUGUCGGCUCUGGCCAGACUCUGUCUGCAGCAGAUGGCGCUGGGUCUCAGCAAACUGGCGCUGACGUUUGAUUUGUACGGCCACCACGAGAUGGCACUGGGGUCGGAGGAGCGUCGUGAGAUCAUCAGAUACGCCCAGUCCCGUCUGCCCCAGUUUCUCACCGAGCUGCAACGGAUGUUACACGGUCUGCGGACGCUGCUCUCCUCAGCCAGUCAGACGCAGCGCUCCGACCUGGCGGCGCGCUCCGUCUCAGAGCUGGAGUGGCUGGCGGUGACCAUAUCAACUCUACUGGAGGAGAGUAAAACAUUCCUGGAGGCGGCUCUGGGCGCAAUGACGGCACCCGAUGGACCCGCGGCCGCUCGGAGGGAUGGAUCACUCACCUAUGUGCUUCGGAGUCGAACUAUGUUGUGUCUGCAGACUCUUCUGGAAAGACUGACUCGGGCCAACAUCUAUAUCCUGCAGAAACGUGAGUACCUCUCCGCCGUCGGUGAGGCGGGCGGCGCGCGGCUGGUAGCCCGCAGUACGGAGAGGCUUCUGGACGAGCUGCCCGCCCUAAUGGCGUGUGCCGCUCUGGAUGAGGCGGCAGAACUGGCCGGGCAACAUGUCACCUGGCGAGAGUUCAAGUUCUACUUUAUCGCCACUGCCAGCCGCGUGCACCACAUAAUGGAGCUGCUGCGUCAGCACGCGGAGGUGGUUCGUCCUCUGAUCGAUCACAUCCGACUCCUGGUGGGAGGAGAGCAACUGGACGCCACGCUCGUCCGACUGGGACUGCUGGAAGACACGCUGGGAGCCAAUCAGGAGCCGGGAGACAGCGCGGCGGCCAAUCACAGCGCCGGAGACAACGGAGUAGCCAAUCGCAGAGCUGGGGACAGCGCGGCGACCAAUCAGGAGACAGGCGGCGGCGAGACGACCAAUCAGAGCGUGGGAAGCGGUGUGAGGACCAAUCAGAUGGCUGGAAAUGGAGGAAUGGGAAGACUGGGGGUGGAAGAUCCGUGGAAGAGCAAUUGUUCUUCGUCUCCGGCUUCGAAUGACUCGGAUUCACUGUCACUGGUGUCUGCGCUGACGCGACCUCCCCUCAGUCGCGACAGUGGACUCGCCCGCCGCUGUCACCAGCUGUUUGAGUCGGGACGAGACACCGAUCUGCAGUUCACUGUCCGCGGAGACCCGGUGGUGCCGUCGCUGCUGGGCGGUCACGGUGCUGCCAUCUCUGGGCAGCAGGAGACAGUUCUGUUGGCACACGGCCCGGUGGUGGCAGCACGGUCGUCCUGGUUGCGGAGGGUCCUCACUUCGGGAAUGAAGGAGAGCAUCGACAGGCAGGUGUCCAUUUGUGACGCCUCUCCCGCCAUCUUUCGAUCGAUGCUGGAGUUCGUGUACUGCGGUCACGUGACACCCGAAAACUGGCCGCCCGAACAGCUGAUGGAGCUUCUGGUGCUGGCUGACCGGUAUGAGCUGGAUGAUCUCAAACACUCGUGCGAAGCUCUGCUCGAGACUCACAUUGAUGAGGAUUCCGUCUGCUGCCUACUGAGCAUAGCUGAACAGUAUAACGCCCGGAAACUGAAGAGUUCAGCGCUGGAAUUUGUGGCCACAAACCCCGAGGUGGUUCAGUCGGAGCUGUUCCUGGAGCUUGGACCGGCGCUGCAGGCGGAGGUCGAGGAGACGGCCGUCUGGGCACCGCCCAG
This is a messenger RNA of Amphibalanus amphitrite, 2728 nucleotides long. RefSeq lists its product as uncharacterized. Lineage: Eukaryota; Metazoa; Arthropoda; Thecostraca; Balanomorpha; Balanidae. Gene Ontology annotation, biological process: proteasome-mediated ubiquitin-dependent protein catabolic process; regulation of proteolysis. The record is from RefSeq and is a predicted model, not a curated record. The transcript is spliced from 18 exons. Gene Ontology annotation, cellular component: cytoplasm. Gene Ontology annotation, molecular function: ubiquitin protein ligase binding. The annotation marks the transcript as partial.